AUGGCGCCUCGUGAAAAAAGCUCGCUCAAACGGGGCAGGGCCAGUGUCGACGCCGACUCCUCAGAUCUCAAGAAACCCCGACGCUCCCAGAGAAUUUCCAGCCAGCAGGAACCGUUGGAAACACCAAUCGACCGAGGCUAUCUGCCAACCCCGUUGACCGAUGGCCGGUCGACCGCUACGGACACCCGCAACGAGGUGACAGCCACUCCGCCGGACAGUCCAAUUCAUCAUCGCCAACAGUCUCCGAGCCAUGCCGAGUUCCUCCAGGGCCUUUCUUCACCGCCGGGUGACACACAAGCUCUCUCGCAGUUUGUCUACCCCCCGAGGGCGUUUGCGGACGAGGUGGAUGACGAAAGUGCGGAAGGAGUCUGGGGAUACCUGAUCCCGCUGGACGACAAAGUAAGCAGUGCAUUCGUCCUAAAGAAGCGGGACGGCUGUGCAGGCCGUGACGAGGUCUCUAAAGACAAGUCCGCCAAAAAGUCUCUGGCUCCCAAACCAGGAAACAACCGGACCCCCGGCGGCUACCUUGUCGGCCGUCACCCGGAGUGUGAUCUGAUGAUUGAUAUUCCUACGAUUUCUAACCGACAUUUCCUUCUUUUUUCGGAGAAGAAGAGGGGUGACAUGGUUGCGAUGCUGGAGGAUCUUUCCAGCAAUGGGACUUUCGUGAACGACGCGAUUGUGGGUCGAAACAAGCAUCGUGAGCUCGAGGAUGGAGAUGAGGUAUCCAUCUUGAAUGAGGCGCGAUUUGUCUUCCGCUAUCCUCGGACGCGAGACACCAACAAAUUCAGCCAACAGUACCGAAUCCUCCAGCAGCUAGGAAAAGGCCACUUCGCUACCGUUUACCUAUGUGUGGAGCGGGCCACCGGAAAGCAAUUUGCUGCAAAAGUCUUUGAGAAAAGACCAGGUGACUCGCAGAAAACACAGACCGACACCUUACAGCAGGAGAUUGCCCUUUUGAUGGGGGUCAACCACCCGAAUCUCCUCUGCCUGAAGGACAUCUUUGAUGAAAAUGACGGUGCUUAUCUCGUUCUUGAGUUAGCCGCCGAAGGUGAGCUGUUCAACUUGAUUGUGAGCAAGCAGAAGCUCAGCGAAUCCGAAACGCGGCAUGUGUUUCGCCAGCUCUUUGAGGGAUUGAAGUACUUGCAUGAUCGAGGGAUUGUUCAUCGCGAUAUCAAGCCCGAGAACAUUCUUGUUGCAGACAAGAAAUUGACGGUUAAACUGGGAGACUUCGGACUCGCCAAGAUCAUCGGAGAGGACUCUUUUACGACAACCCUGUGCGGAACUCCAAGUUACGUGGCACCUGAAAUUCUACAAGAGACCCGGCGGCGGCGAUAUACCAAGGCCGUGGAUGUCUGGUCUCUGGGUGUGGUUCUCUACAUCUGCCUCUGCGGUUUCCCACCCUUCUCCGAUGAAUUGUGCACCCCGCAGAACCCGUAUACGCUGGCCCAGCAGAUCAAAAUGGGUCGUUUUGACUAUCCGUCGCCUUACUGGGACUCUGUGGGCGACCCGGCCCUGGAUCUGAUUGACCGGAUGCUCACAGUGGACGUGGAGAAGCGGAUAAGCGUGGAGGAGUGUCUUGAACACCCGUGGAUGACCGACAAAUAUCCCAGCGUUAACGACAGCACCGACGGGCUGACGGGUGCCCUGGGCAACUUGGACUUUUCUCGGCGCAAGGUUGAGCGUGAGCGGACUAUGCUCAGUAGCGUCAACGACGUCCACUUUAGCGAGCACGUCGAGGGCAGCGAAAGCCCGGUCAAGGUCUUUCACAAAAACGAAGCGGGCAAGCGGGUUCACAACCGGCCUUCAAAGGCCGCUGCCCGUGAGCCAUCGCCCGGCAAUAAUCGGGCCCCGAAGGAAUUCAUCAACCUGGGUCAGGGUGGCGAUGCCGCGCUGUACGACGAACCUACGAGUCGGUACAAAUAA
Penicillium cinerascens is the source of this 1923-nucleotide messenger RNA. RefSeq lists its product as uncharacterized. Bases 1 to 1923 code for a protein of 640 amino acids. Gene Ontology annotation, cellular component: nucleus. Lineage: Eukaryota; Fungi; Ascomycota; Eurotiomycetes; Eurotiales; Aspergillaceae. The transcript has 6 exons. The record is from RefSeq and is a predicted model, not a curated record. Gene Ontology annotation, biological process: mitotic DNA damage checkpoint signaling; protein phosphorylation. Gene Ontology annotation, molecular function: ATP binding; protein serine/threonine kinase activity; protein binding.